This is a messenger RNA of Penaeus vannamei (Pacific white shrimp), 591 nucleotides long. The record is from RefSeq and is a predicted model, not a curated record. Lineage: Eukaryota; Metazoa; Arthropoda; Malacostraca; Decapoda; Penaeidae.
AUGGGAACCGGGAAUGGGGAGCCAGGAAACGAGGGCGGGAAUGGGGGAGCCAGGAAUGGGAACGAGGGCGGGAAUGGGGAGCCAGGAAUGGGAACGAGGGCGGGAAUGGGAGCCAGGAAUGGGAAGGAAGACGGGAAUGGGGAGCCAGGAAUGGAACGAGGGCGGGAAUGGGAGCCAGGAAUGGGAAAAGGGACGGGAUGGGGAGCCAGGAAUGGGAACGAGGGCGGGAAUGGGGAGCCAGGAAUGGGAACGAGGCGGGAAUGGGGAGAGGAAUGGACGAGGGCGGGAAAUGGGAGCCCAGGAAUGGGAACGAGGGCGGGAAUGGGGAAAUGGGAAGAGGACGGGAAUGGGGAGCCAGGAAAUGGGAACGAGGGCGGAAUUGGGGAGGCCAGGAAUGGGAACGAGGGCGGGAAUGGGGAGCCAGGAAUGGGAACGAGGGCGGGAAUGGGAAAUGGGAAAGGGCGGGAAAUGGGGAGCAGGAAUGGGAACGAGGGCGGGAAUGGGGACGAGGGCGGGAAUGGGGAGCCGGGAAUGGAGCCAGGAAUGGGAACGAGGGCGGGAAUGGGGAGCCAGGAAUGGGAACAGGAAUGA